This is a messenger RNA of Chanos chanos (milkfish), 1613 nucleotides long. RefSeq names its product sideroflexin 5b (gene sfxn5b). The record is from RefSeq and is a predicted model, not a curated record. Bases 77 to 1054 code for a protein of 325 amino acids. Gene Ontology annotation, molecular function: monoatomic ion transmembrane transporter activity; citrate transmembrane transporter activity. Gene Ontology annotation, cellular component: mitochondrial inner membrane. The transcript has 14 exons. Lineage: Eukaryota; Metazoa; Chordata; Actinopteri; Gonorynchiformes; Chanidae. Gene Ontology annotation, biological process: mitochondrial transmembrane transport; monoatomic ion transport; citrate transport.
UAUUCGAGUUGACUCCUCUCUAAAAUUUCGUCUGAUGCGCGUUUUAAUUAUUUAAAAUUACUUCAUCGUUGCUGGCAUGGCGGAGUCAGUCGCUUGUCCCGCGUUUCAGUUGGGAAAACCUCGAUAUGACCAGAGCUCAUUUCUGGGCAGGCUUAGACACAUCAUUGAUAUCAUCGAUCCUAGCACUCUCCUGGUUUCAGAGAAGCGUCUGAAUGAAUGUGUUAAACUCCUGGAUGAUUUUAAACAUGGCACACUUCCUUCAGGUGUGUCAGAUAAACAGCUCUGGGAGGCUCAGAAAGUAAAACAGGCUAUUAUUCACCCUGACACAGGAGAGAAGAUCUUCAUGCCUUUUCGCAUGUCAGGUUAUGUGCCAUUUGGAACACCAAUCGUGGUGGGUCUUCUCCUACCGAACCAGACUUUGGCAUCAACUGUGUUCUGGCAGUGGUUGAACCAGAGUCACAAUGCGUGCGUGAACUAUGCCAACCGCAAUGCUACAAAGCCCACGCCAACCUCUAAGUUCAUUCAGGGAUAUCUAGGGGCAGUGACCAGUGCUGUCUCUAUUGCAGUUGGCCUUAAUGUCCUGAUUCAGAAAUCCAGCAAGUUUAGUCCUGCAACCAGAUUAAUUAUACAGAGAUUUGUCCCCUUCCCUGCUGUGGCCAGUGCUAACAUCUGUAAUGUGGGCUUGAUGAGACACAGUGAGCUGUCUGAGGGCAUUGAUGUCAUGGAUAGUAAUGGGAAUGUCGUGGGCUCCUCACAGAUAGCUGCCAAAUAUGCACUGAUGGAGACUGCUUUCACACGAGUAGUCCUGCCGUUACCGAUCUUUGUUCUCCCUCCGGUUAUCAUGGCCUUCCUUGAAAAACUUCCUCUGCUGCAGUCUCACCGCAGGCUGGUGUUGCCUGUUCACAGCCUGGUGUGCCUGGCUGUCUUUGGCCUGUCUCUGCCUUUAGCCAUCAGCCUCUUCCCUCAGAUGUCUGAGAUUGAAGUGUCUCACCUUGAGCCGGAGAUUGCCAUGGCAACAGAUUGCAAAGUGCUGACCUACAAUAAGGGACUGUGAUCUGCAGCAGGCUGGAGGCUGGAGGAAAUGAGGAAUAAAAGAGAGAGAGAGAGAGAGAGAGAGAGAGAGAGAGGACGUGUAGUAAAGACAUUGAUAUUAGCCUUCUUUCUUUUGUGCAGCUGUCUCAGAUAUUCCAGGUACUGCAGUAUAAAUGAGCAGGUAGUUCCCAAGGAGGAUUUUAACCACUAAGCAAUACUCAUACUGUGAAAGCUACCUUAAUUAACCUUAAUGUGUGGGUAAUUAAACACUAAUAACUACCAUGAGAACAUAUGUAACACUGCUACAGUGACACAGAUGGAACAAUGUCUUAUGGUCCUCAGAGUCAUAACUGUUUUAAGGAGAAACAUUAGGGGUUUUUUUAUAGACCACUUGCUGGUAAAGUGUGGUCCUAAUCCAGAUUGUGUGAUUUUUUACCAUUCAAUCUAGAUUUUCUAGAUUUAGGGAAUUACUCAAUUACUAUUGCACUUUCAUGAAGAAAUGACAUUGUUUCAUUAAUUGCAUGAAUUUUUAAUGAAUUUAUGUGUUUUGUUAAUAAUAUCACAUUAUAUGUUUAAGUGGC